AUGGGAGAUUUAGUCAUUCCACCCUCAUGGCAGGUGAUAUUUGCUGUAUCGAUGAUGUAUCUCGCCGGUAUGAUCUUCUAUCGGCUGAAACUGCACCCUCUAGCACGAUUCCCAGGGCCGAAAUUGGCAGCUGUCACGCGUGGAUAUGAAGCUUACUACGAUUUUGUACUCAACGGCAAAUAUACAUUUAAGAUAAAAGAACUCCACAUGAAGUAUGGUCCCAUCAUACGUAUCAGUCCCCAUGAGCUGCAUAUUCACGACCAUGAUUUCUUGAACGCCCUCUAUAACCACGAUUCUAUGAAGAAAUAUGCCUGGUCUUACGAUGCUCAUACAGCCAAGGGCUCAACCGCGUUUACGAUCGAUCACCAACUUCACAAAGCACGUCGCCAGCCACUCAACCCGUUUUUCUCCAAAGCAAAGGUGAACGCUCAUCAGAACAUGAUUCAAAUGUACGCUGAUAAGCUGUGUCGGCGAAUCUCAGAGUAUACCAAUACCACGUUUGAUCUUGGUGCCGCUUCUCUCGCUUUUACUCAAGAUGUUGCCAACGAAUUCAUUAUGAAGAAAACUUACGGGAGCCUGGAUCGGGAAGAUUUUGACGUUGCGACGCUUGUAGUACUUCAGGGGGCUGGAAAAGUCUGGCGGCUCAACAAGCACUUACGUUGGUACGGACAUCUUUUGAAAGUGCUGCCCCUCAGUUUGCUCUCAAGAAUUGCUGGUGAUACUUUAACAACCUUUCUCCUGCGAUUACAUGAACAGUAUCAAGACACAGAAAGUCAGGUAAAGCUAGCCACCUCUCCGACGAUGAAAGGGAAGAAAAUGACUCCGCGGACUAUAGUCAAUGAUAUUCUUGACUCGAAAUUGCAACCAUCUGAUAAAACUGCUCAACGUAUUUAUGAAGACGUGUCCACAAUAUGCAAUGCCGCGUUUGAAACGACUGCUAACGUUCUUCGACUCAUCCUUUUUCAUGUCUAUAGUAACCCUGUCAUUCUUCAACAACUGAGGGCUGAACUCAAGUCUAUCAGGACGAGCGACUUGAAGACCUUAGAGCAGCUACCUUACCUGGCCGCGGUAUUGAAAGAAGGCCUUCGUCUGGGUGGAGGCCUCUCUACUCGGCUUCAGCGUAUCUCAGAGAAAGAUCUUUUCUAUGGCGAAUGGAGGAUUCCUGCCGGCCACCCAGUCGGAAUGACCCCCUUUUUGCUACAUACCGACGACCAAGUGCACUGCAAUGCUCAUGAUUUCAUUCCCGCGCGGUGGAUUGAUGUCAAUAGGAGGAAACAGUCUGAAGCUGCUUUUGUCCCAUUUUCUAAGGGUUCAAGGAUCUGUCUGGGAAUGCAUCUUGCCUGGGCCGAGUUAUACAUAGUUGUUGCUGCCCUUGUUCGGCGCUUUGACUUUGCAUUCCCCAGCGCGACCGCGCAGGAUUUUGUGUGUGACAGUGAUCAGUUCUUGAUUCAAACUAGGGCCAAGGGGCAUCUGUACGCCAUACCAACUCCAACCAAGCCUGGUCUAAGUUGA
Molecule: messenger RNA, 1512 nt
Organism: Xylaria bambusicola
Lineage: Eukaryota; Fungi; Ascomycota; Sordariomycetes; Xylariales; Xylariaceae
Product: trichodiene oxygenase
Exons: 4
Coding region: 1-1512 (503 amino acids)
Molecular function (GO): iron ion binding; oxidoreductase activity, acting on paired donors, with incorporation or reduction of molecular oxygen; monooxygenase activity
Source: RefSeq, a predicted model, not a curated record